Messenger RNA from Eimeria mitis, 768 nucleotides. RefSeq lists its product as uncharacterized. NCBI's taxonomy places the organism in Eukaryota, Apicomplexa, Conoidasida, Eucoccidiorida, Eimeriidae. The coding region runs from base 1 to 768 and encodes 255 amino acids. The record is from RefSeq and is a predicted model, not a curated record. The transcript is spliced from 7 exons.
AUGGCUUCUUUCUACAAGGCGGCAGCAGCAGUGUGCCUCGUUGCACUCGGCGUGCUCGAAUCAGAGGCGCAGCAGGAUUCAGCAACAUAUAAGUUUAAAGUAGUGGAGGUAGAUGAAGACGCCUACUUUGCAACAUAUAAGUUUAAAGUAGUGGAGGUAGAUGAAGACGCCUACUUGUCCGCCAACUUGGCCCGUAAUGGAAAGCUCCCAGUUCACAUCAGUGAAGUCACAAAGGACGAAAGCCUUGUCACUGAGUUGACGGAGAAAAUUGAAGCGCAGCCCGCUGCGGAGAACUGCACUGCAUUGAUAACCUCCGAACUGAAGGCGCGCUUCCAUUACUCUUUCGAUCACGAAUCCGAGUCGGAGGCCAGUUUCGACUACCGUCAAUUACUGCAGGAAGCCCUUGACGCAGGAUUGACAGUCUUCAACACUACAAUCGGGUGCGUCAUUGGACGGUGUACCGAAGUAGCAACUCCAGAGGAGCCAGAAGUUCCGGAAUUGCUUCAAAAUGGAGCUGGCGGUUCAGAAACACCGGAAGGAACUCUACAAAAGAAUGCUGUACUUUUCUGCCAACUCAAACCGGCGGCUGUGAAGGACUCGGCCCCCUUUGAUGAGGAGUAUUUCAGCGGGCUUAUAGAACGAACCACUCAAUUAAAAGAUAUGACAAAAGACGACCUGAAGAAUUCGGUUGGAAAUGGCCCUGUAGCAACGGCCUCUACGAUUCUAAUUGCCGGUUUGGUUGCUAUGCUGACAGCCGUCUCUGCCUAG